AUGUCGGUCACACCUGCUUCCGACACACGAUAUCUCACGCUUCUUGAGGAGAUGCCUCUGGAAGUCUCAGCAUUACUAGAUCGUGAUUCAGCCAUAUAUCUUACUGGAGAAGUCAUCAUAGUCAAGAAUUUUCGUUUUGCAGGAUAUCUCACGCUUCUUGAGGAGAUGCCUCUUGAAGUCUCAGCAUUACUAGAUCGUGAUUCAGCUAUAUAUCUUACUGGAGAAGUUAUCAUAGUCAAGGUAACGCUGAAGAAUUUGGCUCCCAAAGGACGUGAAUCCUUGGCAUGGGGCAGUGUUCAGUUGACUUGU
Strongylus vulgaris is the source of this 309-nucleotide messenger RNA. NCBI's taxonomy places the organism in Eukaryota, Metazoa, Nematoda, Chromadorea, Rhabditida, Strongylidae. The record is from the annotation of a GenBank genome assembly.